CAGCUCACGCGAUCUAGCGAGAAACGCAGAGGAAGCAGCUGGGUGAAGACUGAAGCGGCAAGGUAGUAGUUUUCUGCUGAAUUUUCCAACAGCUCACGCGAUCUAGCGAGAAAAGCACAGGAAGCAGCUGGGUGAAGACUGAAGCGGCAAGGCAGUAGCUCUCUGCUGAAUUUUCUCAGGGCACGCCGGUACAAAUACUGAUGUGUAUGCGGUCAAAUCGGCACGCCCAUCCAUCCAACGCUGAACGCCUGGUCGAGCUUUGGACACCUGCUCGAGCAACAGGCAGCAGUGGGUAUAGAGAUGUGCGAGGGUGGACGGCCGGAAGCGUCCAUGUCCUCGCGGCCGGGGCUGAGCAGCAUCGCGGAGGAAGUGGCUGCGGGCGGUGGAGGAGGGGCCGAGGCGACGCGGAGGAGGCCGAGAGGAUGGCGAGCUGUUGCAUUCAUCAUCGGUCUCUCACUACAUCUUUAGCUGGCAUACAAAUAUCUUCUUCUUCUUCUCCCUUUUGAGGGUACAAACAGAUUGAUUACUCGGGUAUACGCGGCAUGUAGCAUGGCGUCCAAUUCGUUCGUCACGCCCCUACCGAGUUACCUGAUCACUCGUUACAACAUGAAAGGGAAUGCCGCGACAAACGUGGCCAAUAUCUUUUCUGGCGCGUUCAAUUUCUCGCCUGUGGUUGGAGCCUUCGUCGCCGAUGCCUUAUGGGGCAGAUUCAGAACCCUGUUAUUCGGAAUGGUGGCCGGAAUCUUUGCAAUGGCGGUCAUCACCCUAUCGGCAACGAUCCAUCAGCUCAAACCGCCGCCGUGCAGCGCGUUGGAGCAGCAAGCCGGCACCUGUGUCGGCUCAUCGGCGCUCCAGCGCGCCGUGCUCUACGUCGGCAUGGGGCUGCUCGUGGUGGCCGCGGGCGGCACGAAUCCGACCGGCCUGCCCUUCGGCGCGGACCAGUUCGACGAGAGCGACGAGCGGCACAAGGAAGGGCUCACGCGCUACUACAACUGGUACUACGCCAUCGCCAUGAUGGCCACGUUCCUGGCGCUCACCGUCUUGGUGUACCUCCAGGUCAAGGUGAGCUGGGGUCUCGGCUUCGCCAUCCCCACGGUGCUCAUGCUCGUCGCCUUCGCCGUUUUCCUCUUCGGCACCGCGGUGUACGUCUACGUGCCACCCGAGGGCAGCAUCUUCUCGAGCGUCGCGCGGGUGAUCGUCGCGUCGUGCCGCAAGUGGAGACUCCGACUACCUCACCCCGACGACGUGCGGUGGCAGGAGGAGCUCCUGUACAACCCUCCCGCCGCGGGGAACGGGCGCCGCGUCUUCAAGUUACGCCUCACGUCGGAACUCAGGUUUCUGAACAAGGCAGCCAUCGUGACCGACGCCAACGAGAUACGGCCCGACGGCUCCCCGGCGAGGCCGUGGCAACUGUGCAGUGUGCAGCAGGUGGAGGAGGUGAAGUGCCUCGUAAAGAUCAUACCCGUGUGGAUCUCCGGAGUGGUGUGGUUCACCGUGUUGACGGAGAUGAUCAACUACACGUUCCUCCAGGCUUUAACCAUGGACCUCCACAUGGGCAGAAGCUUCACCAUCCCACCGGUGUCCAUCCUCGCUGUGUUCUAUCUCUCCGUGGCCCUCUUCGUGCCCGUCUACGACCUGGUCAUCGCCCGCGCCUCGCGGCGGCUCACCAAGGCGGGAGGCGGCGGCAUCACCUUGCUCCAGAGGCAGGGCGCCGGGCUGGUGGUUGGCGCGCUGGCGUUUGUGAUCGCGGCCGCCGUGGAGUCCAGGCGGAGGCGCUCCGCGCUGGGCCACGGCGGCGGCACGUCCCCGUUGUCCGUGUUCCUCCUCGCCCCGCAGCUCGCCGUGAUGGGCGUGUCUGGCGCGUUCAGCAUGGUGGGGCAGAUGGAGUUCUACAACACGCAGUUCCCGGACCAGAUGCGCACGCUCGCCAACGCGGCCUUCUACUGCGCGCAGGGCGUCAGCAGCUACCUGGCCACCCUCGUGGUCAACAUCGUGAACGCGAGGACGAGGCGGCACGGCGAGUCCGCCGGCUGGGUAAGGGAUGACAUCAGCGCCGGGAGGCUCGACUACUUCUACUACGCCAUGGCCGUGCUCGGCGCGGCCAACUUCGUCUACUUCCUCGUGUGCGCGUACUUCUACCGGUACAAGGGCGAGCAGCCUGACUCUCAUGCACCUGAACCUGCACGGGACAGUGCUUCUACAAGCGGUAGUGAGGCCGCGCUCCUAAAGACGUAGUAGCUACUAGAUGGGUGCA
Messenger RNA from Phragmites australis (common reed), 2254 nucleotides. Its product is annotated as protein NRT1/ PTR FAMILY 2.13-like. The record is from RefSeq and is a predicted model, not a curated record. Gene Ontology annotation, cellular component: plasma membrane. NCBI's taxonomy places the organism in Eukaryota, Viridiplantae, Streptophyta, Magnoliopsida, Poales, Poaceae. Bases 550 to 2235 code for a protein of 561 amino acids. The transcript is spliced from 3 exons. Gene Ontology annotation, molecular function: transmembrane transporter activity. Gene Ontology annotation, biological process: transmembrane transport.